AUGGCGACCACAAGCAUCCAAAGCCACAUAUCGCACUACACGACCCUCCUCCGCCAGAACUACAGGCCAAUCUACCCAGCGAUCGUGGCUGGUGUGCUGACGUCGCUUGCGCUCGGCCGCGCCGCCUACAAUGACUACAAGGUCUACCUGAGCUAUGGCCCCGGCGGCAUGCCAUACAACGUGGGGGGCUGGCUGUUCACAUCGACGAUCGUACGCAUGCUCAGUGUCAACAUGUUCGACGUGCGGGAUUUGGACAAGAGUCCGGACCAGAGGACUUGGCUUGGCAAGGAUUGGCCGACUGGGAACAGGAGUGGUGUGAGGCCGAUGAUGGGUCCGCAUCCCAUUCCCCAAAGACAACUGGAUCAGCAUUCGUCUGCUGAGGUGCAAGAGAAAUUCCUGCUCGGCUUCCGCGCCCUCGUCGAGCAAUAUCCGACACUCGUCGCGUCAAAGACAUCAAACUACGAGCGCCACGCUGACGCACUGUGGGUGCACGACGCGCACCCGACCUGUGCACUCGGCGAGGGCUACUCGCGGGAGAUCACGCACAUCCACCAGAACACCGACUACAGCGCACAUGUCAUCGUUGCCCCCAAGGAUGCCGCGAAGAUCAUCAACUCCGGCUGGGGCCAGCUGCAUGGCUGGGCCGGCGUGAAGCCGCUCGGGAAGAAGCUGCUUCCCAGGCAGUAUGUCCUGCUUUAUGCACCGAGGACGGAGGACGAGGUUGAGAUAUUGCUUGGGGUUGUGAGGGCUAGUGUCGGGUAUAUGACUGAGUCGGAGGAGUUGAUGGUGUCUUGA
Molecule: messenger RNA, 795 nt
Organism: Exophiala bonariae
Lineage: Eukaryota; Fungi; Ascomycota; Eurotiomycetes; Chaetothyriales; Herpotrichiellaceae
Exons: 2
Coding region: 1-795 (264 amino acids)
Source: RefSeq, a predicted model, not a curated record